Messenger RNA from Calliphora vicina (urban bluebottle blowfly), 952 nucleotides. Its product is annotated as probable deoxycytidylate deaminase. Gene Ontology annotation, molecular function: zinc ion binding; hydrolase activity. The transcript is spliced from 2 exons. Gene Ontology annotation, cellular component: cytoplasm. NCBI's taxonomy places the organism in Eukaryota, Metazoa, Arthropoda, Insecta, Diptera, Calliphoridae. Bases 145 to 753 code for a protein of 202 amino acids. The record is from RefSeq and is a predicted model, not a curated record.
GGAAAUUUUAGUAAGUUGGCACUUUUGUCUUGCUAGAAUAACAAAAAGUGCUUUAAAAUUAGUUGCAUUUUUAAGUAUUUUUUUUUUAAUUAAGGAAUUUGUCAUAUAAUUAAAUCUCUUACCUCUUAAUACACCUCCCCUAAAAUGUCCUCCACUAAUAGCCCCAACAAAUUGACACCCUUGCUAAAUUACAAACGCCAGAACUAUUUACAUUGGGAUGAUUAUUUCAUGGCCACCGCUGUACUAUCUUCGCAACGCAGCAAAGAUCCCAUUACCCAGGUGGGGGCAGUCAUUGUCAAUGAAGACAAUCGCAUAGUGGCCAUUGGCUAUAAUGGUUUUCCCCAGCACUGUGAAGACGAUGAAUUUCCCUGGUACAAAGCCACUGAUGUUGAGAAUUUAGUGGAGGACUUUGAUCCCAUCAACGACAAGAAAAUGUUUGUGGUUCAUGCCGAAGCGAAUGCUAUAUUAAAUAAGAAUUGCGCUAAUCUCAAAAAUACCCGCCUCUAUACCACCCUAUUUCCUUGCAACGAAUGUGCCAAGCUAAUCGUACAAUCGGGUAUUACGAAAAUAUUCUACAUGUCCGAUAAAUAUGCCGAUAAGCCCAAAUAUCGGGCUGCACGUUUAAUGUUUAGCAAAGCAAAAAUUGAGUGCUUACGUUAUAUACCGGCGCAAAAUAAAAUUGUUAUAGAUUUCCAGCAAAUAAUGGAAGAGGAAUUGAACUUGACCCAGGAAUUGGAAAAUGUUAAGCUAUAAAGCGGGAAGCAGAGGAAAGUUUCGAAGGCCAGACUAAGGCAUUUUAAGUGCUGUACUUCAUUUUAUAUUUGUUUUUUUAUUAUAGGAUUAUAUGUUUUUUAGUGCUCGGUUAUUUUGUAUAAAUUAUGUGUGUAAUUGUUUGUAUUUUUCAUCAGGACUAAUAAAGAAAAUAAUGCUCAAACUGCAAAUCAAAAGUAAA